GACCCCGUUCACGUCGAUACAAUUCUAUACGAGAAUCCGCCCAGUUGGCCUCAUCAUGUCAAACUUCACUCCGGCUGCUAUUAAAAAGCGGGCGACACAGGGAGUAUUCUUUAAAUACCAGCUUUUUAACGAACCGCCCGUUACCUCGCGCCAGAAGGUCGAUCUUAUAGGGCAGACUAUUAUUGUCACCGGGGCCAAUACCGGACUAGGCUUAGAAUACAGCAAUCAGCUGAUUAUCGCAGUCCGUAGUAUAGCUAAGGGGGAGGAGGCUAAGCAGCAGCUGCUGAACCAGUACCGCGGGCAGCGGAGCGAUAACAGUAAAGUUAGGGUAGAGGUAUGGCUGCUGGACUUGGCCAGCUAUAAGUCGAUUCUGGCCUUCGUGGAGCGCACCAAGAUAUUGGAUCGGCUGGAUGUGGAAUCGGUCCAGAUCAAUUUUCUUUUUACCGCGCUGCUAAUUCUUCUUCUUAUCUCUGUACUACGGUCGAAGAACACCCCGCAACGGCCUGACCGUAUUAUUAUUGUUAGCUCUGAUACCUCUCAAGACACCCGUCUUCUUCUGGCUGGCUUUAAUAAUAAGGUUCUUUUUUCUGAGGACUGCUACGCCACCUCUAAGUUUUUAAACCGGUUAUUUAUCUACGAACUUACCAAGCGCGUUCUCUUAUUUGUUGUUGUUAUUAAUAGGCCUAAUCCAGGCUUGUGUAAGUCGGGCCUUGUCUGCAAGUACUGCGGUAUAUUUAUCGGCUUUAUCUUUAGUAUAAUGGAGGCUAUUCUUGCCCGGAAGCUUGCUGUCGGCGUCUGUGCCUUUACCGACGCCGCUGUUAACUACGGACCCGAGAGCCACGGCCAGUACAUCGAGAAUGGUAAACUUGCGGCCUGGGCGCCUAUCUUGUAUAAAUCCAAGGGCGAGAAGAUUCGCAAGCAACUGUGGGAGGAGCUGAUGGGUAAACUGGCAUUUGCUAAGGUGGAAGACAUCCUUAAAGGCAUCAGCGCCUAGUUUACAUUCCUUGCUUUGUCCCCUUUGUUUUACUUGCAUUUUCUUCCUCAUUGUUUUCUGACGUUCGCUCUGCCUUAUGCUCUUGCUUCUCAAUACAAC
Molecule: messenger RNA, 1093 nt
Organism: Aspergillus brunneoviolaceus CBS 621.78
Lineage: Eukaryota; Fungi; Ascomycota; Eurotiomycetes; Eurotiales; Aspergillaceae
Exons: 5
Coding region: 56-994 (312 amino acids)
Source: RefSeq, a predicted model, not a curated record